AUGCCUGAGGAGCUGAGGCUCCAGGAAGAGAGCGUGGAACGGCACCAGAUCAACAUCUACCUCAGUGACCGCAUCUCGCUGCACCGCCGCCUGCCCGAGCGCAGGAACCCGCUGUGCAUGGAGAAGAAGUAUGAGAAUUAUGAUAAAUUUCCCACUACAUCUGUAAUCAUAGCCUUUUAUAAUGAAGCCUGGUCAACUCUCCUGCGGACAGUUUACAGUGUCCUUGAGACGUCACCGGACAUGCUUCUGGAGGAAGUCAUCCUUGUUGAUGACUACAGUGAUAGAGAGCAUCUGAAGGAGCGCCUGGCCACCGAGCUGUCCAGCCUACCCAAAGUGCGCCUGCUCCGCGCCAACAAGCGGGAAGGCCUGGUGCGGGCCCGGCUGCUGGGGGCGUCUGUGGCCAAGGGCGAUGUGCUGACCUUCCUAGACUGCCACUGUGAGUGCCAUGAAGGAUGGCUGGAGCCACUUCUGGAAAGGAUCUACGAGGAAGAGUCUGCAGUGGUGUGCCCAGUCAUUGAUGUGAUCACCUGGGACACCUUCGAGUACCUGGGGAAUGCCGGAGAGCCCCAGAUCGGUGGCUUCGACUGGAGACUGGUGUUCACGUGGCACGUGGUGCCCGAGCGGGAGAGGAUACGAAUGAAGUCCCCCAUCGAUGUCAUCAGGUCUCCAACAAUGGCUGGUGGGCUGUUUGCUGUGAGUAAGAAGUAUUUUGAGUAUCUCGGGUCUUAUGAUACAGGAAUGGAAGUUUGGGGAGGAGAAAACAUCGAGUUCUCCUUCAGAAUCUGGCAGUGCGGUGGGAGCCUGGAGAUACACCCAUGUUCUCACGUUGGCCAUGUUUUCCCCAAGAAAGCUCCCUACUCCCGCAACAAGGCCCUGGCCAACAGUGUCCGUGCAGCCGAAGUGUGGAUGGAUGAAUACAAAGAGCUCUACUACCAUCGUAACCCCCACGCCCGCCUGGAGCCUUAUGGAGAUGUGACCGAUAGGAGAGACCUUCGCAUAAAGCUGCGAUGCAAGGACUUCCGGUGGUUCUUGGAUACGGUGUAUCCAGAACUACAUGUGCCUGAAGACAGACCUGGCUUCUUCGGGAUGCUGCAGAACAAAGGACUAAAAGAAUAUUGCUUUGACUACAACCCGUCCAGUGAAAACCAAGACUUUGACCACCAUGUCACUUUGUACCACUGUCACGGCAUGGGCCAGAACCAGUUUUUUGAGUACACAUCUCAGAAUGAAAUACGCUACAACACCCAACAACCAGAGUCCUGCGUAUCCGUGGCCACAGGAUCAGAUAGUCUCCUUAUGGAGUUAUGCAAGGAUACACCCCCCGAGGAGCAGAAGUUCAUCCUGCAGGAGGAUGGUUCUAUAUUUCACGUCCAGACCAAGAAAUGCGUUCAGGCUGAGAGGAAACCUCUUAGUGACAUUUUCAUGCCACUUUUACGGGACUGCACCAACUCAGAAAACCAGAAGUGGUUCUUCAAGGAGCGCAUGGCCUAG
Messenger RNA from Elephantulus edwardii (Cape elephant shrew), 1491 nucleotides. RefSeq names its product UDP-N-acetyl-alpha-D-galactosamine:polypeptide N-acetylgalactosaminyltransferase 12 (GalNAc-T12) (gene GALNT12). Lineage: Eukaryota; Metazoa; Chordata; Mammalia; Macroscelidea; Macroscelididae. The coding region runs from base 1 to 1491 and encodes 496 amino acids. The transcript has 11 exons. The record is from RefSeq and is a predicted model, not a curated record. Gene Ontology annotation, cellular component: Golgi apparatus.